GCAAUCGAAGAUCUGCACUGCAUUGGCAUGAUACAUCGUGAUGUCAAAGGCUCGAAUUUUGCAAUGGGCCAGGGUGAUUUGCAACGUGUAGUCCAUAUGAUCGAUUUUGGCUUUGCCCGAUUUUACUUAAAGAAUGGUGUCGAUGGACAACUGCAUCAUCGUAAUGCACGCGCAAAGGCACCUUAUUUGGGCACUGACCGUUACUGCUCCGUUAACGUGCAUAUGCGUAUGGAGCAAGGGAGACGUGAUGACCUGUGGUCGUUUCUCUAUAUGAUGGUUGAAUUUAUUGUUGGGACGCUACCAUGGAAGUCUUCGUCCUACGACGAUCUCCUCAACUUGAAGAUGGAAUGUGAAGGCCGUCUGUUCAAAAAUUGUCCACGCGAGUUUUUUGCCAUUUACGAUCAUAUCCGACAGCUGGACUAUUCGGACCGUCCAAAUUAUCCCCUGAUCGCACAAAAGCUCCGCGAAAUUUGCGAACGAAAAAAUUAUCAGCUAACUGAUCCGUUCGAUUGGGAGGAAGGCGGAAAGUAA
Messenger RNA from Gongylonema pulchrum, 531 nucleotides. NCBI's taxonomy places the organism in Eukaryota, Metazoa, Nematoda, Chromadorea, Rhabditida, Gongylonematidae. The record is from the annotation of a GenBank genome assembly.